AAUGCCGUAUUCAUAAUCGCUUUUACGCACUCGAACUUCACUUAAAACUUCUAAAAUAUUUUUGUGCAAUGAGAAUCUUUCAGUUUCUAUUGAGUGUCGCUGCAAUAUCUGCCUGCUAUGCGGACGAAAUACCUAUUGAUGGCUCCCACGGUAUAGACAUAUCAUUUCACGAUCUCCUCCAAUCGGCUGGUGAUAUCGCAACUGGACUUGUUGAAUCAUUAGGCAACCAGUUAACGCCAAGUUAUUUUUUCAAAUUUGUUGGUAAUCUGGUGCUUGGAUUUCCUGUUCAAUUCGGCGCUCAAAUAGUAAACUCUAUAUGUGCGACAGUUUUAACGGAAGAUGCUGUUCAACCCAAUCCCGCCGACGUACCAGACGUUGAGGACAUCUCAAUUCAAUUUCGCACAGCUUGUGACAUAAAGGAGUACGCGUUGACGCAACUAGCAACAAUAGUGGAUGACCCGGACUUCGAUUCAAGCAAACGAGUGGUUAUUGCCUCUUCUGGCUGGCUCACCAAUGCCAACAAGUCUGAUGAUGUGCUUGAAGGCCUGGGAAAGGCUUACAACUGUCGCGGUGAUACGAAUUUCCUGGGCAUCGAUGUUGGUCGUUACAUAGAAACCCUUUACACUUGGUCAUCACUAAAUACCAGACGAAUAGGAGAACUGCUCGCAAUUGCUUUGGUUGAUUUAACCGAAUAUGUGCCGCUUGAAAACAUCCAUUUAAUGGGUCACAGCUUGGGCGCACAAAUCAUGUCCGAAGCAGCCAGAUAUUAUAAGCGCUUAACUGGCAAAGGUAUACCUCGCGUUACUGGAUUUGAUCCCGCCGGACCGUGUUUCAAUUAUGGUCAAAAACUCACCACACUUGCGGCAAGUGAUGCCGAUUAUGUCGACAUCAUUCACAGCAAUCCAGGUAUAGCUGGCCAAAUAUCUCCUACAGGUGAUGCGGAUUUCUUUGUCGGCGGCCGCUUUCCCAUACAAAAUGGUUGCUUCGAAGCGGUUUGUUCGCAUCAACGCUCUUGGCAGUACUAUGUCGAGUCCGUGUAUCCGGGUAAUGAAUACGAUUUUCCUGCUAAACGUUGCGAUUCGCUGCUACAUUUGGAGCAAGGACGUUGUGUGGGCGCCUCGUACCCAAUGGGCUAUGCAAUACCAAAAAAUUUGCAGGGCGUAUUUAUUUUGCAGGUAAAUCCACAAGAACCAUAUGGCAAGAAUGCUUCUUCCAGUUUUACAAGUACCCAAUCGAAGUGUGGUGCUUGUAAGAAUUAAAUUUCUUUUUGGAAUUAUCUAAAGCUACAAAUGCGAAAUUUGCCGAGAGAUAAAUUUAUAUGGUUUUUAUAGUAGAAUGAACUAUAUUUUGUAGAAAAAAAUUUCUCAAAAUUAAAUGAGAAACAAAUAAAUCGCUAAAAUUUGUCAAUAAGUCCUAGUA
Molecule: messenger RNA, 1419 nt
Organism: Anastrepha ludens (Mexican fruit fly)
Lineage: Eukaryota; Metazoa; Arthropoda; Insecta; Diptera; Tephritidae
Product: vitellogenin-1-like
Exons: 3
Coding region: 69-1259 (396 amino acids)
Molecular function (GO): lipase activity
Source: RefSeq, a predicted model, not a curated record